AUGCCGGACAAGCACACUGUGGCUCAGAGAUACCUUGCCCAGGUAAACAACAUCAUCUCCGUCGGAGAAGCACUCGUCCAGACCGAUCACGUGUCGGAGUCUGGAAUCAUCUACCUGCGUAAGGCUCUAGACUCGGUCUACGAUGUCCUCCAAGACAACGCUAUCGAGCUGGGAGCAAAAGCCACCAAGAACGAUGGUGACACCGAGGACGAGGAGUCUGAGGUCGAGGAGGAGUCGAUCAAGACGACCAAGAGAAAGUUCCGAGGCGAUACCAAGUGCCUCUUGGAAAAGGCAACUGUCUGGCCGCCUACUACUGGAGGUGCCGACAACGACUGGGCGACGAAGCUCGCCAACUACAUGAGAUCGGUUGGUGACGGCGUCACCAGCAUCCCAUCCAGAGCUCUUCAGGAGCUGUUGCUUUUGAGCUGGUCCGGUCAAGGCCUCGACAACGUGCAGAGCCUGGCCCACGAGACUCGCGAGAACGCCGCCACCAUCCAGUCCACCCUGGCUCUCAACGUCGUGGGCAAGGAGCGCACAACCUCCGAUUUCUCAGACAUGGCUUCGGCCAUCACCCGCAUGCUACAGAUCCGCACUGCCGGGGUGCUCUCCCAGAUUGACUCAAUCGUCGUGCAUGCCGUAGCCGCACGUGUCAUGGAAUCAACAAUCGGCGAGAUCGGCGCUCGCAGCGGUCCGCUGUUCAAAGCUUACAAAGAGGCCACUAGCGUUGAAGACCAUUCAUACGGCAACGAGGGCACGAGAGAUUCUUACCGUCUCUUCGUCAUCGAGAAAGCUAUUCCGGUCGUCUACCAGCCAAAUACUUGGGUGUCGCCAGAACCCGAAACUUUUGCAACGCAAAAUGUCUCGCUAGCCAUGUAUCGUGUAAAUCGUUGUAACUCGUAUACGUCAACUGAAUCGCCACUCUGAUCCUCGCCACCACUCGAAUCGCAAGAUCAAAGGUGAACCCAGCAUGACAAGAGACACAUUUGCAAAACACAAGAUCUUUUUCAUCUGGUUCGGCGGCAGCAACGGCGGUAGCUAUAGGGAGGCCUUCGUCCAGGUAGUGGUAUGUAAUUUCUGCUGUGGUGAUAGGGGUAGGAGGAAGUGUUUCAUUGAGCUGAGAUGAUAUUUGGGCGUUCUGCUUAUGGUUCUCGCAUUCUUCGAUACAAAGGAGGUUAUGGUGGCCGCAUUGGUAGGAGUAAAGUGCGUAUUGACACAUUAUUUGCUUGUGAAGAGAUGAAUGAUGGCAAGGUCUGACGAUCGUCCUUUUUGUACGAUUGCGAAAUAAAGGCUGCAUG
Molecule: messenger RNA, 1295 nt
Organism: Aureobasidium pullulans EXF-150
Lineage: Eukaryota; Fungi; Ascomycota; Dothideomycetes; Dothideales; Saccotheciaceae
Exons: 3
Coding region: 1-924 (307 amino acids)
Source: RefSeq, a predicted model, not a curated record